Cucumis sativus (cucumber) is the source of this 1712-nucleotide messenger RNA. Its product is annotated as polycomb group protein EMBRYONIC FLOWER 2. Bases 217 to 1518 code for a protein of 433 amino acids. Gene Ontology annotation, cellular component: nucleus. The record is from RefSeq and is a predicted model, not a curated record. Gene Ontology annotation, molecular function: chromatin DNA binding. Lineage: Eukaryota; Viridiplantae; Streptophyta; Magnoliopsida; Cucurbitales; Cucurbitaceae. The transcript is spliced from 15 exons.
GAGAGUUCAUAUAUUUGACGACGCGGUGUCGUUCAGCUACCGGAAGAAUAUCAGUUCUUUUUUUGGAGGGGAGAACCAUUUCCCACCAAUUUCUCUACUGUUCAACCAUUCUUGAAUUCUCUCCCAAUUUCAAAUGAGUUAGCUCCUAACUUCCAUGGUUUCUGAGAUCUGGUAGCUUAGCUCAUCAUUCGUAGCUAACCUCUUUCAAAGUUCAAGAUGUGCCAUGAUAAUUUCCACGUGCAUUCUUUAGAAGAGGCAACGACAGCUGAAGAUAGUCUCCUAAUAUAUUGCAAACCAGUUGAACUAUACAACAUUCUUCAUCUUCGUUCCCUUAACAAUCCUUCUUUUCUUCGACGUUGUUUGCAUUACAAGUUACAAGCUAGGCGAAAAGAGAGGGUGAGCACUGGAGUUGUAAUUUUCAACUAUAGGGACUACAACAACAUAGUUCGAAAAACUGAAGUGACCGAAGACUUCUCAUGUCCAUUUUGUUUGAUGCUAUGCGCAAGCUUUAAGGGUUUGCGCUACCACUUAUGCUCUUCCCAUGAUAUGUUCAACUUCGAAUACUGGGUGACUGAAGAAUAUCAGGCAGUAAACGUCUCUGUGAAAGUUGAUGUCUUUAGACCUGAGAAUGUAGCAGAUGGAGUGGACCCACAACUACAAACUUUCUUCUUCUGCACAAGACCACGAAAGCGCAAAUUAAAGAACUCUAUUCAGAAUGGGAAGUAUGUGCAGUUCUUGGAGAUGGACUCACCUGGACCUGCCACAGAAGGCAUGCACAAGGGAUUUGUCGGGCAUAAUGCUGAUGGUGUAUCCUGUGAAAAAGAGGGGAGCCAUUCAUUCCCCAUUGAGACUUAUUUGCAGAAUGCACAACAAGACGGAGAAAAUAUUGGCCCUGAAGGUCCUUCCUCUAUGGAGUGCAUUGAACGUGUUGCAUCCAGCUCAAAUAUUCCAGGUUUCUCAGUGGCUAUCAAUCAAUCAUCUACAGGUCCUGAAUGUUAUAAAGUACUUUCUGGAAAUGAUCAUUUACAACCAGCCAAAGCAAGGAAGUUAACGGUAGAACGAGAUCCAAGAAACCGCAUGCUUUUGCAGAAACGGCAGUUUUAUCACUCUCACAGGGUUCAGCCUAUGGCUCUAGAUAAAGUACUAUCCGACAAAGAUAGCGAGGACGAAGUAGAUGAUGACAUUGCUGAUUUUGAAGAUCGAAGGAUGCUCGAUGAUUUCGUGGAUGUCACCAAAGAUGAAAAGCGGCUUAUGCAUCUAUGGAACUCCUUUGUUAGAAAGCAAAGAGUGCUAGCUGAUGGUCACGUGCCUUGGGCAUGUGAAGCAUUCUCAAAACUUCACGGGAAAGAGCUUAUCUCAUCUCCGCCUCUCUUUUGGUGUUGGAGAUUAUUCAUGAUCAAGCUCUGGAAUCAUGGUCUUCUCGAUGCAUCUACCAUGAACAACUGUAAUUUAACACUUGAAGGAUUCAAAGACGAGAGUUCGAAUGCUACGAAAAACUGUGGAGGAGAUGACGAUUAGCAGCUUCUUCAGCCUAUUACAUUGACUAAUCAUUUAUAGGUUGGAGUUGGUUCCUUUACAUUCAUUAUUCACAUGGGCUACCUUUCUUUCAUAACUUCUAUUGAAGGAAAAAAAUGAACCUCAUAUUUCUACUAAAUUUUUGCCACUUCUAGUAUAUCAGAACUUUUAUUCUCUUAUAUAUUCUUUUUUACUAA